This is a messenger RNA of Symbiodinium pilosum, 348 nucleotides long. NCBI's taxonomy places the organism in Eukaryota, Dinophyceae, Suessiales, Symbiodiniaceae. The record is from the annotation of a GenBank genome assembly.
AUGGGCCGGAAGGCAACACAUAAUCAGAGUUGGAGCUACGGCCACUUCGGCUAUGGCAACUUCUACGGCAGCGCCUAUGGCUGUCACACUUACAGCCCAUAUGACUUCACAAACUACGAAGGCUGGGGCUGGGGCUGGAGCAAUGAGCCACAGCAUUACGAGCCGGGAUGGGCAAAGAAUGCCAAAGGCAGAUCCUCCUGGGCUCGGACGCAGGCUACGAAGCCGCCAUCCAUGGAUAUCGUCACGGAGUUCAUCAUGAGCCUCCCCGAGGUGAGAGGUAAGAGCCGCGCAGAAGUUGCGGCGCUGCUCACGCGUGCGGCGUCGAAGAUCGACGCCUACGAAGAUUAG